GUUUCCGGGAGCAACGGGCGCCGGGAGCCGCAGGAUGCAGCGGUGGCCAGUGGUGCUUUUCCUGGCCUGGGUUUGCUUUCUCUUUUUUGCUGGUAUCGGGCUCUUCAUGAGUGGCUUUCUGCUCACCCGGAUCGAGCUCGCCAGCAGCAGUUCCUGCUCAGACCCAGUCGUGCCUCCACUUUGGGAGAGGCAGAGCCUCCCGCCAGGCUCCUGCUGGGCUCCCCAACGCUUUUCCAAGGCCGUGCUCGUCAUCAUCGACGCCCUCCAGUUUGAGUUUGCCCGCUUUGACCCCGCCAAGGCCAGCCCGCUGCCCUAUGAGAACAAGCUGGGUGUCCUGCACCAGCUAGCCACCUCCCAGCCCCGCCAUGCCCGGCUCUACCGCUUCCGAGCCGACCCCCCCACGGCCACCAUGCAGCGCAUCAAGGGCCUCACCACCGGCUCGUUGCCCACCUUCAUCGACGUGGGCAGCAACUUUGCCUCAUACGCCAUCCAGGAGGACAACUUGCUGGCACAGCUGGUGCAGAACGGAAGGAGAGUGGUCUUCAUGGGUGAUGACACAUGGGAAGGACUCUUCCCAAAGAAGUUCUUCCGUUCCUAUUUCUUCCCUUCUUUUAAUGUAAAGGAUCUUCACACUGUGGAUGAUGGGAUCCUGCAGCAUCUCUAUCCAACUGUGGACAGCGGUGAGUGGGAUGUGCUGAUUGCUCACUUCCUUGGCGUGGACCACUGUGGGCACAAACAUGGACCCGACCAUCCUGAGAUGGCAAAGAAGCUCACCCAGAUGAAUGAGAUGCUCAGGUCCUUGGUGGAUCACCUGGGGAACGACACUCUUCUUCUGGUGGCUGGGGACCAUGGCAUGACAGAAACUGGAGACCAUGGUGGCGACAGCGAGAAGGAAGUCAAUUCAGCACUGUUUGUGUACAGCAGGACACCCCUGUUUGGCAGCAGCCCUCCAGAGGAGCCUGAAACCAUUCCCCAAGUUAACCUGGUUCCCACUGUGGCCUUGCUGCUGGGGGUGCCCAUCCCCUACAGUAAUAUUGGGGAGGUGAUGGCCGAGCUCUUCGCUGGAGACAAUGAUGCUGUGUCUGCAGCCUUGCAGCAGCUCUCAGUCUAUCACGUCAAUGCCAAGCAGGUGGAUCGCUUCUUGCAGUCCUACUCACUGGUGGCUCAGGACCUGCCAGCAGAGCAGCUCCAGUACCUGCAGGAGCUCUUCUCUAGUGCUGUGGAGGAACACAUGCAGCUCCUGACCCAGGUGCAGGGGACAACAGUGCCCCCAGAGCUCAAGCCGAGGCUGGGAAGCCUCAUUGGUCGCUUCCAGCGCUACUUGCGGGAGGCACGGGCUGUGUGCACCCAGUCCUGGGCCCGCUUCCACCCACUGCGUAUGGUGGGGGGCUGCAUCCUUAUUGCUUCCUCUUGCUUGCUCUGCUACAUGGCCUCAGAGCUGGCCGCAUCCUCACAAUCUCUCUGUCGCAGCUGCCUCCUGUACCCACUCUUCUGGGGCCCUGUGGGGGCUGCUCUGCUAUGGCUGGUCCAUGUUUUCACCCAGGAGGGGCUGGAUCUGCUCCUGGUGUCGUCAUGGGCAGCCGCUGCUUCUCAGCUGGGUUUCUUCUGGCACUGGUGGGGCCGGCAUCUCAAGAAAGCCCGUUUGACAGGCAGUCAGCCACCCUUGGCCAGUGGUAGCCUCAGGCAGAGGCUGCGAGCAUGGCUGGGGCUGGCCUUCCCCAUGGGCAUUCUGUUCUUCCGCUGUGGAGCUAUGUUCUCCGACAGCUUUGUUGUGGCUGAGGCACAGGUGGCCCCGUUCCUGCUGGCCUCUCUGGUGAUGUUGCUAGUAGGGAAGCUCCACUGGGAUGGUCACCUGACUGUGCCAGAAGGUCCCAGGCAGCAGCUCCUUGGCGUUUCUUCUUACCGGAGAGAGAUCUGGUACCUGCUGUGCCUCGUGGCCAUGCUUCUGCUCUGCGUGCGCCUCUCCAGUUUCUUCCACCAGUGCCGCGAAGAAAUCCCUCAGUGCCGGCCCUCUGUUUUCCUCUCCCCACUUGCCAGCCUGAGAAACACACGGGCCAAGAACCUCUUCUACCUCCUGUGCGUGGCCUUGCUGGCUGGGCUGGUGUAUGCAGUACAGAGCUGGCUAAGGCACUACGGCAACCUGAACAGCUCGGACCCCCUUGUGCUCUUCGUGCGCUGGGGUUUCCCACUGGUGGUCCUUUGCAUUGCCUGCUACUGGGCCGUUGCCUCCAGUGCUGAUGAUUCUCUUGGCAAGCUGCAGGAGCUGGUGCAGGUCGCAGUUGUUGUCUUUCCCAGAGCUGUCUAUGGACUAGCAUCCAUGGGACUGCUGCUCCUACUGUGCAAUCCCAUGACAGUGUUUGCAAAGGACACACGGGAGUCAGCAGGAUCCAUUGUCACUCCCUACCUGGGGGUACCUGGCUCCGAAGUCGACUUCCUCCACGUCAUCCCUCAGAUCUACAAGAGGAUGCAGGAAUCUCAGAAGAGGCGGCUGGAGCGGGGCAGCUGCAGGGUCACUGUUGCAGCAUAUGGACUGGGCAGCGUAUACUCAGCAGCCUUGGUCAUAGCCCUCACCCUCCUGGGCUUCCUCUUGAUGCUUCUGCACAGUGAGCGGCUGAGCUUUGCCUUCCUCCUCCUCUUCGUGGAGGCCUUUGUGCUACUGCACAUCCACACGUGUGCCAGAGGCCUUGCCAGAGAUGCUGAGCUGUUUUCAGUGCCGUGGUAUGCAGUCAUCUCCUGGCUCCUUGCUGCUUCACAGUUCUUCUAUUCCACAGGCCACCAGCCUAUCUUCCCAGCCAUCCACUGGAAUGCAGCCUUUGUUGGCUUCCACCUUGACCACAGCAUGAACUUCCUGCCUGCUGUCCUGGUCGGAGCCAACACCUUUGCUUCCCAUAUCCUCUUUGCAGUUGGCUGCCCACUGCUCCUGCUGUGGCCCUUUGUGUGUGAGAUGUCCAGCUCACAGAGGAAGAAGCCCAAGAAGGAGUCCCAGGAGGAGCUGCAGGAGGUGGAGGAGCACAUGAUGGAAAUGAAGCUGCGGGAGUCUCCAGAGGAGUUCUCCACUGCUCUGUUGCGGCUGGGAUUGAAAUACCUCUUUGUCCUUGGGUCACAGCUUCUGGCCUGUGUUUGUGCAGCUAUGAUCCUCAGGAGACACCUCAUGGUUUGGAAGGUCUUUGCCCCAAAGUUCCUCUUUGAGUCGCUGGGCUUUGUGGUGAGCAGCAUCUGCCUCUUGCUGGGGAUCUCCCUGGUGAUGCGUGUGGACUGUGCCGUCAGCACCUGGUUCAGCCAGCUUCGGUUGAGGUAGCCUUGGAAACGUGAGGAGCUUGACCUGCUCGUCGGCCCAGGCUGUGGCUGUCUCCUUGCCUCCCUCGGGCUGGGAGGGAUACACAAGCCGCCAGCAAACGAGUGCCUGCUGACAGCAGUCAGGGAUUAUGCCCAGCUCCCUGCUGCUGUGUUGAACAAAAGGACUGGAGCCAACUGUUCCUGGCUCACGGGGAUGGUGUUUCUCAGCAGGGGAGGUCAGAGCUCUCGCUGGGCCUUUGCGGGCAGCAGGAGGACUCUGCUGCAGGAGCCCAAGAAGCAAGAGUCCUGAAGUGCUCCUCUGGGGAAACACCAACAGGGGUCUUGCUGGUACUUUCCUGCCACAAUGUGCAGCUGGUAGGCUUCAGUGGCCAGCAAGGUGUCACCGUGACUGUACAAAGACUCAUGGGAUGGGGCCGGCUGAGGAGGGAAGAGGAGCUUGGAAGGGGAGGGAAUGUCCCACAGCCACCACUUUGUUUUCACAUGCUUGGUUUUCACACUGGAAUCACACUGCACAUGUUUCCAUGCAGAUGGUUCCUGGAGCCUCGGUGGCAGCUACUUCUCUGUAAAGUCAGUCAGUUGCUCUGUGGUGAGGCCUCUCUUGCCCUACACUCAGUCUCACUAUCCUGGUUCCACUCAGCCCUGUGAAGUGCAGUGGGGAGCACUCUGGGCUGCCUUGUACAGUAGGCUUAGCUUGGGCCAGUGGUAGCAGGGCCAACUGUGUGCAUGACCAAGAAAUUCUCCACUUCUGUUCUCAACCUGUCAGGGUCCCUGUGGGCUGGGUGGUAGCAGCCAAGGCUCUUGAUCUCUUCCUGGGUGUGCUGCUGGAUGCUGGCUGUUGACUCUGAACAGUUUAGAUGCAGGAGGAUGUAGUGACAAAAUAUCCUGGGCCUGGCCAGCAGGAAAGGGGAACCUGGAAUAGCUGUCCCAGCUGCAUGAGUAGCCUUGGUGUGAGCUCCAGAGCCUGAGAACAGCUACUUGAAAGCCUGGAGCAGGCACCAAUUCUUUUGGGAAGUGGUUUACCUUACUGGUGUUUGUGUGUGUGCUGGGUGCUAUGGACCAGAUGCAGUCACUCACAUCCAUGUUUGGGACUUGUCUCCCUCUUGGCCUUGGCAUUCUCUGUAAGACUUCAUGUCACAAGUAAGCUAUGCCAAACGUGCCCUUGACUGCUCACAGUUAGGAGGCACAGUGUUCCUUUCUUUAUGGGCACAGGUAGAGGGUGGUGACCAUGGUGCCUGGCCACAUCCCAGCUCAGUUCCUCCUGCAGUUUCCAUUGGAGCUGGGAUUCCUUACUGCCCUGAACCACUGUGUGGCAUUACUUGGUGCUAUGAACCCUUUUGUCUCUUUCCUCUCUGGAAAGAGAUAAGGACUGCUUGCCUGGGAUUUCUGCAAUGAUAUUUGCCUGAUCCCAUCAAUUUUUAACUCAUGCACCAUGACUGCCCCUGUUUGAGUUCCUUACUUACUGCAGACUGUUAGCAUAACUCCAGGCUCUUCUUCUCCUCUGCCCUGUGGAGUCCCAGGGAAAAUCUCUCUCAUUAUUUAUUUUCUUGACAUUUUUCCCAAGUGCCCAGUUGCUGUGAGUCUUGAGGGCAGGUGGAAUUUUGUAUUUUACCCCUGCAAAAUGCCUGCUCAGUUGUUCAGAUGCAAUUCCAGGAAGGCUUAAACUGUUCCUAUAUUAGGUUUCCAUUGCCUGGCCUGCUCCUGAUCUGCUGGCUGUGCUCUGCUACCUCAGCUUCUCAUGUCCUCUGCUCUAUGGUCCUGCUCAAUUUCACCUGUCACAACCAGGGACUGGUUUGUAAGUGGCAUCACGCCCUGGCCUGCCUCACUGCCUGGAUGCACACCACCAGCGCUAGCAGAAGGAAGAGGUAGUGGCAAACAGCGAGGGAAGCUGAAAGCUACAGGAAUGCAUCAGCCCACAAUUAAAAUGGGCUUAGGCACUCAUACCCUUAAAAAUAGGUUAUUUGCUGAAAGCUGACUGCCUGGUGGCCAUAUGCUUCUGAAGGAACGAGGGGUGCAUCGAUAUGGGGAGGAGGAAGGGGGUGGAGGUAGCAGUUAUCCAGUAAAUUUUCAUUUAAUGUGAGGUUAAUCUGGAUAACACAUGUUGCUAAACAUCAAGACUGGAGCUCAAAUUGAUCUUGUAACCUCAUAACCUGGUCAGGAGCUUUCUGCCUGCCUCUCUUUGUGCUGGCAGAAGUCCCUGUGGCCACUGAUAGUGUAGGACUGGCCCCUGAUGUCCCCACAGCUGCCACCCAGGCCCCUUGGCUUCCAUCUCUGGGACUUGUUUCUCUUUUCACUGGUCACUCCAGUGCAGCUGAGCCUUCCCAUGCCCACUGUUCAGGGUUGGAGCACUCACGUGGGGCUUGGGAAUCCUCUCCUCACCCCUCCAUGCCACGCCUCUGCCAUGUGUGGGCUUGUGGUCCCAGGAGGGCAGGGAGAGCAGAGGGAACUGCAGAGGUGUAGCGUCAUCAAAGGACACACUUAUCUCACCAGAGACUAAACAAAGCUUGCAGUAGAAGGGCUGCGAGUACAUUCUUGUCACUGCAGAGAUGCCAUGGAGUGCUGGCUGCUCGGACACGGCAGACUGGCUGCUACAGCAAAGAUUUCAGAUUCAUGAAGGUUAGUUUCCCAAGGGCUGGAGAUGCUCUAGCUUCUUCUCAUUGACUGUUUCAGUCUUUGUCGGCCUUCUUCAGCUGCCCUCAAGCUGAUUGUUUGGCUGCCAUUCUUCUGAGCAUGCUGGGGAUUACAGAGUUAGUGCCAGUCUAGGGCCUGGUGACCUUGGAAGCAGAUCAUGCUGCUGAUGCUAGAGCAAACAGGACUGUCUUUGUUGAUUUAAAACCCCAGGAGGGGGUUGCCUCCUAGUCCAAACCAAGGCUCUUCGGGAAAUCUGCUGUGCUGGGGAGUAGGUUUUGCCCCACAUCCCUCCAGAGAGGUUGUUGUAGGGCCCCACUUGGCUCUCCUAGAUAAGUUAUUCCAGGCAGUUUAUUUCUGGUCCCUGUGUCCCUCGGCUGAGUGUGACAGGGGAUAGAGUGCUCAGCUGAGCAGUUUUCAUCCUGCACUCCACAGGAGUGCAUUUCUGCACUUCGGGUUUUGCAAGUGUUGUGCAUGUGUUUGUUGGCAGGGGAGAGCCAUUGGGAAACUUCCCUGGCUCAGACCCAUGGUGUGUCCCAUGGUCCUGGCACAGAACAAAAAUUCAAUUGUGUCUCUUCUUUGCUGCCUAGAAAAUAGUGACCAAAAGCUGUGGCCACUGUGAAGAGUUGUGAGUGUUGGGAGCACCUGCAGCUCUGGUCCAUGGGGCUAACAUGGACCCCGAGGGAUGGCACUGUUUUGGGGAGCCCAGGGCUCAUUCUAGCUCUGUUCCCACAGCCAUUCCUCUGUCCCAUCUCUCUCUGGUUUUCCCUCAACUCUUCAGGCUGCUUUUUUAUUCCAAGGGAUAGUCCUAGUCUCAUGUGCAUGUCCCCCUUCCCCUCAGGAAGCAGCAGUGCCAGUGUGUGGGGAGCAGGGCUGGGGAGCCCUGCUCUCUCCUCUGAACCCUGACUUAGUGCACCACGUCGCUUGGAGCAAGAUUGUUGUUUUAUUUUUUAUUAACCUCUUUGUACCUCAGCCCCUCAUUUGGGGAAAAAAAAAAAAAAAAAAGGGGAUGGACCCAGUUGUGGAAAGCAACCUGGGAGCUCUGCAUGCAGCGUGGUGCUACACUUUCCUGUGUAUCUAAAUAUCUGGCUGUCAAUGCUUUCAUUCACAUCCAGCAGCUACACCUGGAAGGUGGAAGCCAUGCUCAUCUCUGCUGGGAAGCAGAGCCUUCUUCUUUUCAAAAAAACCCUCCAAAACAGGCAAGUUGGCUGUACUCGUUCACCUGGCACCCUGGGUGUGGCACAACCGACCCUGUGAGGCAGCCAGGAAGGGGUCGCUCCUUUGUUAAAUUGCAUAAUUAAUUAAUCGGGAGUGGGGGGAGGCGUGCGUGAUUUGCUGUCCGGGGGUGGCACGGGUCUCCGGGCAGCUGUGAAAAUUAUGUCUGCAAAUAAAACGGUGAGAGCCAAGGA
This is a messenger RNA of Vidua chalybeata, 7331 nucleotides long. It is a transcript of the gene PIGO, whose product is annotated as phosphatidylinositol glycan anchor biosynthesis class O. The record is from RefSeq and is a predicted model, not a curated record. NCBI's taxonomy places the organism in Eukaryota, Metazoa, Chordata, Aves, Passeriformes, Viduidae. The coding region runs from base 35 to 3298 and encodes 1087 amino acids. Gene Ontology annotation, cellular component: endoplasmic reticulum membrane. The transcript has 11 exons. Gene Ontology annotation, biological process: GPI anchor biosynthetic process. Gene Ontology annotation, molecular function: mannose-ethanolamine phosphotransferase activity.